This is a messenger RNA of Strongyloides ratti, 303 nucleotides long. RefSeq lists its product as hypothetical. Bases 1 to 303 code for a protein of 100 amino acids. The transcript is spliced from 2 exons. The record is from RefSeq and is a predicted model, not a curated record. NCBI's taxonomy places the organism in Eukaryota, Metazoa, Nematoda, Chromadorea, Rhabditida, Strongyloididae.
AUGAAAUUAAAUAUUAAAAAAUUUAAUGAUAAUAAAAGUUUAUUAAAAGCUAUUACUAUACAAAGUAUUUUUCCAUUUUGUUGUCAUAUCCCAAGUGUAUCAUAUUUACUUUAUUUUUAUAUAACACGAAAAAAUCCUUUUGAAAUUGUGGUUUUAGCAAAUUUUUUAUAUUAUACUGGACAAGGAUUAUGUAUUUUUCUUUCAAUGAUUGUAAUUGAAGAAUUCAAAAAUAUGAUUUUAAGAGAUAUAAAGAGGAAAACGAUUGUUUAUUCAUUCUCUGAAACAACAAACCAAAUAUUGUAA